AUGAAGCUCCCCAGCAGGACACCCAAGGCCCCCUCUCCAUCAGACUUCUUGGACAAACUGAUGGGACGCACGUCUGGCUACGACGCUCGCAUCAGACCCAAUUUCAAAGGCCCUCCGGUCAACGUCACCUGCAACAUCUUCAUCAACAGCUUUGGAUCCAUCACAGAAACAACUAUGGACUACCGGCUCAACGUGUUUCUACGGCAGCAGUGGAACGACCCUCGACUGGCUUAUAAGGAGUACCCAGACGACUCCUUGGAUUUGGACCCCUCAAUGUUGGACUCCAUUUGGAAACCCGACCUGUUCUUUGCGAACGAAAAGGGAGCAAACUUUCACGAGGUGACUACAGACAACAAACUGCUGCGGAUAUUCCAGAACGGAAACGUCCUCUACAGCAUCAGGCUGACACUGACGCUGUCAUGUCCCAUGGAUCUGAAGAACUUUCCCAUGGACAGCCAGAUGUGCACAAUGCAGCUGGAGAGCUUUGGCUACACUAUGAACGACCUGAUCUUUGAGUGGCUGGAUGUCGGCGCGGUGCAGGUGGCCGACGACCUGAUGCUCCCUCAAUUUGUUUUACGAGAGGAGAAAGGUCUGGGUUACUGCACCAAGCACUACAACACAGGUAAAUUCACCUGCAUCGAGGUCAAGUUCUACCUGGAGCGUCAGAUGGGUUACUACCUGAUCCAGAUGUACAUCCCGAGCCUGCUCACCGUCAUCCUGUCCUGGGUGUCGUUCUGGAUCAACAUGGAUGCUGCUCCCGCCAGAGUGGGGUUGGGGAUCACCACGGUGCUCACCAUGACGACGCAGAGCUCCGGCUCCAGGGCCUCCCUGCCGAAGGUGUCCUACGUCAAAGCCAUAGAUAUCUGGAUGGCGGUGUGCCUCCUCUUCGUGUUCGCUGCACUGCUGGAGUACGCAGCUGUUAACUUCGUCUCGCGGCAGCACAAGGAGUUCUUCAGACUGAGGAAGAAGCUGAAAGAGCAGCAGCAGCGGCAGAGAACUGUGAGUCCACAGGGAAGUGGGGACAGUAAGGUGAAAGGAAACAACACACCAGGAAACAAUCCUUCUCAUGGCAGCGUCAGCCAGCGGUGCAGCGCCUGUGCACGGGAGGAGGAGCUAGCGCAGCAGGGCUUCCUCUUCCAAAGCAUCGGGCUCGCGCUGUCAGCGGGAAGCGCACCGGAAAUGGACGCAACGCCAGUCUUUGCCGACUUACCUCCCGGUCUGGGCUUUUACGAAAUACGGCGGCGCUUCGUGGAGCGAGCGAAAAGGAUCGACACCAUCUCCCGAGCUGUUUUCCCCAUGAGCUUCCUCAUGUUUAACGUCCUCUACUGGCUCACUUACAAAGUUCUACGACACGAGGACGUUCAGGUCUCAGUCUGA
This is a messenger RNA of Nematolebias whitei (Rio pearlfish), 1377 nucleotides long. It is a transcript of the gene glra4b, whose product is annotated as glycine receptor, alpha 4b. Lineage: Eukaryota; Metazoa; Chordata; Actinopteri; Cyprinodontiformes; Rivulidae. Gene Ontology annotation, cellular component: plasma membrane; synapse; neuron projection. The record is from RefSeq and is a predicted model, not a curated record. Gene Ontology annotation, molecular function: transmitter-gated monoatomic ion channel activity; chloride channel activity; glycine binding. Gene Ontology annotation, biological process: signal transduction; regulation of membrane potential; chloride transmembrane transport. The transcript has 9 exons. Bases 1 to 1377 code for a protein of 458 amino acids.